This is a messenger RNA of Cydia splendana, 2010 nucleotides long. RefSeq names its product spherulin-2A-like. NCBI's taxonomy places the organism in Eukaryota, Metazoa, Arthropoda, Insecta, Lepidoptera, Tortricidae. The coding region runs from base 573 to 1391 and encodes 272 amino acids. The record is from RefSeq and is a predicted model, not a curated record. The transcript has a single exon.
UUUUGCUAUCGCCGUGUUGCCCAAUACCAAACUGCGACGUUUUUUACUUUAUCGCUUUAGGUAUAACUUACUCGGCUUAUUCGCGCUCUCUUGGUUUUGCUAGUCAAGUUAAUAGUAUUCGAUAACUGAAAUCGGGAGCUGCGCGUGCGUACAUCUGUACUUGCUUUACGCAAUACACAGUCGGUAUUUAUAUCAAAACAUUAAUUUUAUCUCUCAACAUAUAAAUCCUGGCUAUACUUCAUACAACAUCGUAUAAGUACGGUAAGGUAAAAGUACUGGUGCUCGAAGCGGUCCCAGUACAUGUUAUCUUGAAAUAGAGUCAAUAGAGGUGACAGCAAGAUGCCAUCUAUUGGGCAUUAGCAUGUCGAACACUAGUACGUUUACCUUACCUACAUUGUUUCUGAAGAUUUCUGGAAAAUUGCUAUAGAUGGAAGAGUUACCUACGCCUCAUAAACAACACGAUUACACCUCAGCAACUCGAUAAUUUUGAUACUAUUAUACAAUGGAAAUCAAAACAAAUCUAUGUGCAUACUAGCCAUCAUUCAUACAUAAUUAUUUACAAAAUAACAAUUAUGCGAACUAGGAUCAUUAUUAUGCUACUGCCCGCACUGGCUUUUGGCAGAAUUAUCGUCAAUAUUAAAGCAGCAGCAAAAAACGAGUCGUCGGUAACCAUUGCUGGGACUGACCGAAACAUCAUCAGCGACAUCGAAAUGAUAAGCUUCGACAUUACUACUUCAAAUCUAAAGGCAGCAGUGCGUGCAUACUCAGGUGGCAGCCCUAAUGAUGUCUUUGUGAAAAGACCUACGCCAUGGGGAAACUUGUACGAAAGGUUCAAUUGGACAGAAGUUACAAGAGUAACAAAUGUUAAAAGAGCAAAGAUUAUUAAUAUCGCAACUGAGGUAGUAACACUAUCUAAAUAUAACUGUAUCAACCAGUCAAACAGUACUGAAAUAGUUUGUGAUGUUAAAGCAGAUGUUAAUAACUAUGUUAGCAACAACUUCACUGGUAAACGAAUGUCUAUAAACGCUGAAUAUAAUAUAGAUUUAGUAUGUUUAAAUCGGAAAUUGAUGUUGCGUUUAGGUGUCAAUAACUUUACCGAAGAUGCUAUGAAUUUGCAAAUUAAAGAAAAAAUCAGUUUAGAACCCACCCAAAGUGCUGUGUACGUAUUAAACGCUACUAAAGUUAAUAUAGACGUGUUAGUGGAUUAUGAGUCAAGUGUUUUUGGAGAUGUGGCUGCUAACUUUUAUCCAAGAUAUAAGGGUCAUCAUUUCUGGGUAUAUAAUGUAAGAGAGCUCAUAAAGACCAUUGGCAGUAUGUCGGCUGUCCAGAAUAAUACUGAUAUAAUCACCAUGGAAUAUUUUAUCAACGCAUUUGCAUACGCAAUUGAUUAAAAUACUGGGAAGAUGAUUAGUGGAAAAAGUCACAUCGUGCCGCCCAGUGUUCAGCAAAUUGACACUUGAUUGAUUGAAAUGACACUUAGAAGUGUCCAGACUCAAGCAACAAAACAGCACGCGUGUACGCAUGUCUACCGUAUCAAAUUUUCCCUCUAUUCCUCAAAGCUGGAAGAGAUCCCUUAAAGGGAUAAGUUCGCCUUUGUACUAAUGACGAAUGUUAUUUUUCCUCUAUUGUUUUGAUUUUGGUACACUAAAGUGUUUUAUUACUAUUACUACUACAAAAAUUUAAGUUUAUCAUUUCCUAAUAGUGAGAAACAAAGAGAUGUUUAACAUCAUCAUUUUGUAUUUGAGUACAAUCUUUCAGAAUUAAGACAACGAAAAUUCUAACCAAACGAAAAAAGGAGCCCAAAUAACAAUGUAUUUUUGUGAUCUUGACAAGUACUUAGGUCUACUCUAGGUCUACCGUUUUUUGUCAUUUACAUACAGUUUCCAUAAAAAAAAUCGUUUCCAUGACGUUUAAAAAUGUAUAGUGGAUAAAACCUUACUUUAUUAGUUACUGAAUCCCUAUUACUAUGCACCGUAUUAAAAAUUACCUACAUAUUUUGAUCAUCAUGAA